AAGAACUUCUCACAUCUUCAGGAAACAACAAGAACUUUCUCUAAUUUGCUAUCGUUUUUCUAUACAAAAAAAAAACUCACAAAAAAAAAGAAGAAGAAGAUAACACAUAUCCAUCAAACAUUCGAUGGCUUUCAGAGUUUCUCGUAUGCUGCAACCUAUGCAACUCAUCCGGCAAGCGAAACUGUUUGCAACCUCAAAGUCUGCUGAUGUUCCAAAGGGUUACUUCGCGGUGUACGUUGGGGAAAGCCAAAAGAAGAGAUACGUGGUUCCGAUAUCUUUCUUGAGCCAACCAUCGUUUCAAGAUCUGCUAAGGAAGGCAGAGGAUGAAUGUGGGUUUGAUCACCCAAUGGGUAGACUCACAAUCCCCUGCAGUGAGAAAACCUUUGCUGACCUCACCUCCAAUAUCCAAAAUACACAUCUCACUCUAUAGAUUUUUUGUUGUUAGUCACCAUUUUGUACAUAUAAAAGCUCUUUUCCCUAGACUGAUGUAACAUUUUUCCUCGCAUUUCAGCGAGUUGUAAGCUUCUAACUAAUGAAAGAACACGUUCUCAAAGUUCCUAGAUAAUCAAACUCUUGAUGUCUUCAUUUCAGAUUAUGAUGUUUUA
This is a messenger RNA of Eutrema salsugineum, 605 nucleotides long. RefSeq names its product auxin-responsive protein SAUR21. Gene Ontology annotation, biological process: response to auxin. Lineage: Eukaryota; Viridiplantae; Streptophyta; Magnoliopsida; Brassicales; Brassicaceae. The record is from RefSeq and is a predicted model, not a curated record. Bases 125 to 430 code for a protein of 101 amino acids. The transcript has a single exon.